CCGUAUUCUGUUCUGUCAAAGCCACUGACAGUGAUUGAGUGACAACGCAACGUUAUGUGGUGGUGUUUUUAAGUUUUCAACAUUUUUGGUCUUUGAAAAAAAAUUGUUGCGUGGAGUUUUUCGGCCCUAGCUCUCACAAUGAUUAUGCAAAAUGAAUAUGUUUCCAGAGCUGAAGAUGUUGCGGAUCAGGUACAAAGAAAACUCAAACACAUUUUACCAACCCUAGCCCGUUUAUGUCUAAUAUCCACAUUCUUCGAAGACGGUAUCCGUAUGUGGGUGCAAUGGAACGAACAAAGAGAAUAUAUGAACAUGUCGUGGGGCUGUGGGCAAUUUUUGGCCACAGUUUUCGUAUUAAUUAAUUUAGUUUUCCAAUUAGGAGGGUGUGUUAUGGUUAUAGUUAGGUACAGGGUGCCAAUUGCCUGCGGCGUGUUGUUCUUUGUUGUUAUUUUACAGACGUUAGCCUACAGUAUUUUAUGGGAUUUACAAUUUUUAUUCAGAAAUUUGGCCCUAAUUGGAGCCUUGUUGCUCGUUUUGGCAGAAAGUCAAGACAAAGCUAAAAGUCUGUUUGCAGGUGUUCCAUCUAUGGAUGAUAACAGACCGAAAAAUUAUUUGCAACUUACCGGCAGGAUACUUUUGGCUUUUAUGUUUAUCACGCUGAUAAGAUUCGAAUUCAGUUUCUUACAGAUUCUUCUAGACUUACUGGGUUCAGCACUCAUGGUCCUAGUUACCAUAGGUUACAAAACCAAAUUGUCAGCAUUAAUUUUAGUUUUGCUUUUGACGACGCUGAACUUUUACCACAACGCGUGGUGGAACAUUCCCGAUUAUAAACCGUUGAGGGACUUUUUGAAAUAUGAUUUCUUCCAGACAUUGUCAGUGAUAGGAGGACUUCUUAUGAUCGUGUACUUAGGGCCUGGCGGUGUAUCAAUGGACGAACACAAGAAAAAAUGGUAAAAUGACUCUAAAAUUUAAGGUUUAUUGAAGUAACGAAAAACAUUGGGACUCAACAAAAAAAGUCCUUUGUGAUGGAUGAACAUGAACAUUAAUAAGUGGUUUUUUAAUUUUUUAUAUUAGGAAAUGGUUAAAUGAGAUAUUUUAUCAACAAAAAUGAUUUAAGUUAAAAAUUUAUCAGUUUUGUUCGUGAAAUCCUGCGAAAUAUUCAAGUUGGUUCUUUAAUGUUUUCAAAACUCAUUAGGGCAACUAGCUAAAUAUUUGCAUGAUUAAAUGCCACUGUUUCCUGGAAAAAAUAUGACUGUAUCAAUGUACUUUAUUAUUCAUCUUUCAAUUUGUUUCUAUAAUGCAAUGUAAUUUUUUAUAGUAUAUAAUAGUUAUUAGGGGUAAUUAGUGUUAAUGGUUUUAGUGUUUUUACACGCACUUACUAUCCUAAACACUAAAACUAUCAAAGUUUAUUUAUGCAAAUGUGUUAUUUAUAUUUUUCAACUUUAUUUUGUAUGUAUAUAUUUUAUUUUUUAGGUUAAAACCCUUAUGUUGACAUGAAAAAGUUUAUUAUUAUUAACUAAUUUUUCCCUUGAACAAUUUCUGACAUUUUGUGAAACGCUCAAAAUAUUUAUCUUCCAUACCUAGUUUUUUUUUGAAUGAUGUGAA
This is a messenger RNA of Ceutorhynchus assimilis (cabbage seed weevil), 1602 nucleotides long. NCBI's taxonomy places the organism in Eukaryota, Metazoa, Arthropoda, Insecta, Coleoptera, Curculionidae. The record is from the annotation of a GenBank genome assembly.